Messenger RNA from Diuraphis noxia (Russian wheat aphid), 389 nucleotides. Its product is annotated as dynein light chain roadblock-type 1-like. The record is from RefSeq and is a predicted model, not a curated record. Gene Ontology annotation, cellular component: cytoplasmic dynein complex. NCBI's taxonomy places the organism in Eukaryota, Metazoa, Arthropoda, Insecta, Hemiptera, Aphididae. Gene Ontology annotation, biological process: microtubule-based movement.
UAUAAUAUUGUUUUAAAACAAAAUGGCGUCUCAGAUAGAAGAAACUCUGAAGAGAAUUCAAACCAGUGACGGUGUCAUCGGCUUCGUAAUAGUAAACAGCGAUGGCAUACCGAUUAAAUCCAACAUGGACGAUGCAGUUUCCGUCCGGUACGCUGGAUUAGUGCAACAGCUAAUCGCAACAUCACAGAUUACGAUAAAAAAAGAUGACCCGACUGAUAAAUUGACAUACAUGCGGUUGCGUACCAAACAAAAUGAGAUCAUUGUUAUACCGGAUAAACAUUAUAGUAUGGUGGUAGUUCAAAAACCAACUGGUUCUAGAUCACCAAUGUAAAAUUGACUAAAAAUUGAUAUAUUGCUUGUAAUAUAUGUAUAUAUAUAAAUAAAUAAUU